Messenger RNA from Cladocopium goreaui, 1064 nucleotides. The record is from the annotation of a GenBank genome assembly. NCBI's taxonomy places the organism in Eukaryota, Dinophyceae, Suessiales, Symbiodiniaceae.
GCGUUCGGACCACAUGGAGUCCUGUCGAGUGUUGUGGGGCACGUGCUGAUCUCAGACUUCGUCGAGGCUGUCCCAGCCAUGCGGGUCUUUCCAACAGAGGACGAACUCCGAUCCUUUUGGCGCAGGUGUAUCUCGCUGGAAAAGGCAGGGAGUGAGUCGUUCGGGUCGGGUGGAGAGCCAAGAAAGCAGCAAAUGCUGUUUGACAAGGAGCUGUUUUGUGGAAUUGCUUGUGAGAUUGCUGGUUGCUUUGAGAAAUCGUCUCGAAAGCAGUCACAGAGAUUCAUGGCAAGUGCAGGUGCAUUCCUAGCCGCGGUAGCUGUUACCGAAGUGUCAGGAGGGCGUCCGCCGGGCGUCCCGUCACUAGAUUCAGAGCGUUUUAUCAUGCUCCAGGCGCGAAUACUGCGAGUCAUUCUGUCAGCUUUCGGACAAGAGUGGCUCGGAAGGCACACCUUGCCCUUGGGCGGCCUGCUCGCCUUCACGGAGCCUUCUGCCUGCACCACAAAUUCCACGUCGACGUCGGUGAAGAGUGCAGCACCGGUGCAGAGGGCCAAGCAGCUGGGAUAUCCGACCAAGCAACCGCAAGCGCAGGAAAGUCAACCUGCCAAGUCCAAAGAGUCCAAAGAGUCCAAAGAGUCCACAGGCACAUUUGGUGGCAUCGAUGAUUCGGAAUUUUGCGGUGUGGAUUUGGUGUGGCAGCCGUCACCAGAGAGAUUUCAACUGGGCGUGGAUGAGGACGAACGCGGCAACCAGGACCUGGAGCGCAUGUACAGCUUCGUGCGCCCUGCCCGAGCGACAGCUCCAAUUCCAUACAUCCCACCGACAGCCCAGGUAACAUUGCCGCGAGCACGCGACCCCUUUGACUUUGUGUCAGAUGAAGUGAGGCAAAUGCAAGGGCCGAAGCGCUCUCCCGCGUUCAGUCCACAGGACGUAGCUGGAAUCAGCCCUCGUCACAGUGAGUCACCUGAGUCGGAGUGGGAAAGGAAUCGAUGUCGCCUUGGCUUUGGCACUCCAAAUCCUGUGCUGGCUGGACCAUGCGGUGGUCAAAAAGUGGAGUUGAGCUGCUU